This is a messenger RNA of Penicillium verhagenii, 1389 nucleotides long. Its product is annotated as IQ calmodulin-binding motif protein. The record is from RefSeq and is a predicted model, not a curated record. The transcript is spliced from 5 exons. Gene Ontology annotation, molecular function: protein binding. Bases 1 to 1389 code for a protein of 462 amino acids. NCBI's taxonomy places the organism in Eukaryota, Fungi, Ascomycota, Eurotiomycetes, Eurotiales, Aspergillaceae.
AUGAUCCAGACUGAACAGAGCUCUCUCUGGCUACCAUCCUCAACCGUAGCCGAACAGACCAACAAGAACAUUCUGGAUGACGUCACAGCCUACCAGAGUCUUGAUGACAAGGCAGCUCGCACGAUUCAGAGGGUAUAUCGCGGUUAUCGGACUCGACGCGAAAUUCGAGGCAUCGGUGUUGCCGCCUCUACGAGAGGCUUAGAGACCCCCCAAAAUCCACAAGCUGACCCAUUUGACGAAGAUCAACAAACAAGUCCCGAGAUCGAUGAUACCAGCAAAAGCCCUGCGCGCAAAAACUGGAAACGGGCCGUGAGCGCUGUGAUAAGAGAUGGCGGGGAUGAUGAUCGAAUAGUGGAAUCCGCUGCCCGUGCCCGCGUGACGCCGCCGGAAAAGAUACAGCCAAUGCGUGGAACGACCUCGAAGGCUAUGGAUUUGCAAUAUUUUUUGGAGAUGGUCGAUGCUAAGCACCGACAUGGCAGCAAUCUACGAGCUUAUCACAACGUGUGGAAGAAUUCCCCCUCGAAAGAGAAUUUCUUCUAUUGGCUAGAUUAUGGGGAAGGGAAAGAUGUGGACCUUGAACAUCGCCCUCGAGAGCGACUCGAGAAGCAGGAGGUGCGUUAUCUGUCGCCUGAGGAGCGUCUGAAUUACAUGGUCAAGGUAGACGAAAAUGGCCUGUUUAGAUGGGUGAAAAACGAUGAGUUAGUGGAGACCGACAACAAGCGAUUCAAGGACAGCAUGCAUGGCGUGGUACAUGUUGAUGAUUGCACACCCCGAUUUCAAGGCAAUUCGAUUUCCGAGACCCCUCCUUCCGAAUCACAGUCGUCUUCGUCUUCGCCUUCCUCUUCUCCCGCACAAAAACUUCCACAUGAAGACCGUUCCGAAGAAGUUCAAUUUUCCACCAAUGAAGACUAUGAACUGGGAAAGGCAGUCAAAAAGUUCUCUCAUAUUAAGCCCGAAGCAAUAUAUGAACACUUUGCGAGCACCUUUUCGAAGAAAGAUGAGAUGUGGAUCUUUGUUGCCGACACAUCCUUUCGAAUCUAUAUCGGAAUCAAGGAGCCUGGAGCCUUUCAACAUUCUUCAUUCUUGAGAGGGGGUCGUAUUGCUGCCGCUGGAAUGCUUAGGAUCCGUCAUGGGCAGUUGAAAAGCUUGGCUCCACUCAGCGGCCACUAUCGACCACACGUUGCCAAUUUUCGAGCUUUCCAUCAUUCCCUGCAGGAGAGAGGAGUUGAUCUAUCGCGGGUGUCGAUCACAAAAGCGUAUGCCAUGCUUGCAGGAAUUGAAGGUUAUGUCUCGACAAAACGCAAAGUUCGCUCUGUGCAGGAAAGGUUAGGCGGAGCGAAGGAAAAGCUUCAUCACCCACACCAAUCAGAAGAAAAGGUGCCCUGCUAA